AUGGCUUCCAACAACGGCGGCAAUUCAGAACGCGAUCUACUGGACCGCUUAAAUGCACUCAAGCCAGGCUCGGGCACCCAGAAUUUUGCGCCAAAGCAGGAUGUCCUAUCCGACAGGCUUCGCGCCCUGCGCAACCAGUCUUCUGAUGGCAGUUCAUCAUCUGCCGUCUUGAAGACUUCGGGUAGCACCGCAGAGAGCCAAGUUGGAAAGCAUACCAGCUCGUUGACGGCGGGAUCGCCCCUACCUCUGGGUUCUGCUCCAGUCGCAGCAGGGACGGAACCAGGGGAGGAUGAGGAGGAGGAGGAUGAUGAUGGUUUCAUGUCUGACCUUGGGGACGACGGGACGCUCGAAGACUACUUAGAAGACCUUGAGCUGGACCUCGAAGAGGGUAACGAUGAGGUAUCGAAUCAGCAGCCACCGUCGAAGCCUGCUGACGGCGAAGGUCACGCCGAGGACGACGCCAAGCGCAUAGCAGCUGUCCUGGCGCGUAUCGGAAAAGGCGGUUCUGCGUUACCGCCGAGCCCUUCGCCAGGAGCACACCAAGCACCAAGGCGGCUUGAUGUACAGGUUGGCAGUGCUGGUGAUGACUCGGAGGAUGACAAGAGGAACCAGGCCGAGGCGGAAAAUAUUGUCUCACAGGCAUUUGACGAAGCCAAAUUCGACAGGGAGAUUUCUACACCACUGGGCGAAAACAGCGAGGAGCAAAGGCCGCUUUCGUCGCAGCGGAGUUUAUCCACGUCACAUGAGCAGGAUGCAAGGCGGCCCGACGACAGACAGGCUUCUCCAUUGGACGACGCACCAACAGCUGCUAAAGAAUCCCUGUCACUGCCUGCAGUGCCCAACUCCCUGCCGGGCCCAGCACCAACCACCACUACGACGGCUACCCCUGUGACAACAGGCGACGAUUUCGAAUCCGACAUCAGCCGCAGGCUCGCAGCGCUCAGAGGUCUUGGCGGCUCCGGGAGCGGUGGCGACGGCGGCCUCGCCCUCCCCUCGGUGCCCUCAUUCCAACCAGCCGCCAACAACAACAACAACGAGUCCAGGGUAAAGAGCACAGGGGGUUACACCGACGAAGACGAGGAAGGCUGGUGCCUCAUCUGUCUCGAGGACGCCACCAGCAUCUGCGACGGCUGCGAUGGGGAUGUCUACUGCGAUGGUUGCUGGUGGGACAUGCACCUUGGCCCGGAGGCUGCCUUUGAUGGUAGUCAUAAGCGCUGGUUUUUUAUCAAGGAGAGGAGAAGGAGACGAGCGCUGCCUGCGGCCUAG
Molecule: messenger RNA, 1266 nt
Organism: Pyricularia oryzae 70-15
Lineage: Eukaryota; Fungi; Ascomycota; Sordariomycetes; Magnaporthales; Pyriculariaceae
Exons: 2
Coding region: 1-1266 (421 amino acids)
Source: RefSeq, a predicted model, not a curated record